Messenger RNA from Penicillium verhagenii, 1638 nucleotides. RefSeq names its product putative mitochondrial DnaJ chaperone (Mdj1). Gene Ontology annotation, molecular function: heat shock protein binding; ATP binding. Gene Ontology annotation, cellular component: cytoplasm. Gene Ontology annotation, biological process: response to heat; protein refolding. Lineage: Eukaryota; Fungi; Ascomycota; Eurotiomycetes; Eurotiales; Aspergillaceae. The coding region runs from base 1 to 1638 and encodes 545 amino acids. The record is from RefSeq and is a predicted model, not a curated record. The transcript has 3 exons.
AUGAACCCAUCCGCGGCAUUUCCCAAGGCCGCGGCCCUGCCCGCGCGCCUGCUUCGGGCUCAACCCCAAUGCUCAACGCAGACAAGCCGCCCAACUGCGUGUACGGUGUCUCACACAAGAGCUUACCAUGCGGGGGCCUCUGCCGCUCCCGCUAGACGGCUGCGUGACGGUUCUUGCAAGAAAAAGGCCUCAUAUGUACUCCUGGCCCGGCCCUUCCACUCGACCGCAUCGCUCGCAAUUGCCGAUCCUUACAAAGUCCUCGGAGUAGACAAAGGCGCAUCUGCCGGUGACAUCAAGAAGGCAUACUACGGCCUGGCCAAGAAAUACCACCCGGAUACCAACAAGGAUGCCAACGCCAAAGAUAAAUUUGCCGAGGCUCAAUCUUCUUAUGAAUUGUUGUCCGAUGCCAAGAAGCGCGAGCAAUACGAUCAAUAUGGUUCGGCCGCUUUUGACCAGAAUGGCGGUUUCAACCCGCAUGCCGGAGGCAACCCAUUCGCCGGCGCCGGAGGUUUCCACGGAUUUGGUGGAGGUUUUGGUGGUGGUGGCUUCGGAGGAGGCGGCUUCUCAGGCGACAUCAACUUCGAGGAUCUUUUCGGUGCUUUCACCGGUGGUGCUCGUCGAGGCGGUCGACGUAACCCAUUCCAAGAGCAGAUCCUUGUUGGAGAGGAUAUCGAGGUUCAAAGCAACAUCAGCUUCAUGGAGUCCGCCAAGGGUAUUUCGCAAGACAUUGUCAUUACACCUUUGACAGAGUGUGGAACUUGUAAAGGUGAUGGGCUGAAGUCUGGCGCCAAACGAUCUAAGUGUAAGUCUUGCAACGGCUCUGGAACUCGUGUGCACUUCAUGCAGGGAGGUUUCCAGGUCGCUGCAACUUGUGAUGCUUGUGGUGGUGCAGGCAUGUCUGUACCCCGUGGAUCGGAGUGCGGUGGCUGUCACGGAAGCGGUGUCACCAGAGAACGCAAGACCUUGAAGGUCGACAUUCCAGGCGGUGUGGAAGACGGUAUGCGGAUGAGAGUCUCUGGUGAGGGUGAUGCGCCUGCCACUGGAACGGCGGCUGCUCCUGGUGCCCGCACCCAGCGUGGUGAUCUUUAUCUCACGAUCCGCGUUGCUCCUGAUCAGCGCUUCACUCGCAAUGGAUCAGAUAUUCUACACACUGCUUCGAUCCCGCUUACAACUGCUUUGCUUGGUGGUGAGGUUACCAUUCCCACUCUUGAAAAGGACGUCAAGGUCAAGGUGGCUACUGGUACUGGUACCGGUGACCGGAUCACUCUGUCCGGUAUGGGCAUGAAGAAACUGGGAGGAGGUCGCUCUUCGCGAUUUAGUCCGACAGGUGAUCUGAAGGUUGAAUUCAAGGUUGCCAUGCCAAAGUACUUGACUGGCAAUCAACGAACAAUCCUGGAGGUUCUUGCUGACGAGAUGAACGACAAAACGGCUCGACGGACUAUGAACUUUAGCAAGGAUAGCCCUCCAACUGAUACCGCCAGUGACAAGAAGGAUGAAGGAUUUUUGAAGUCUGUGUGGCAUAAACUGAUGGACAAGGACGGUGACUCCUCCAAGUCCGAGUCCGAUGUCAAGAAGGAUACCAAGGACGCGGACAAAAAGAGUGAGAAGAAGGGAGAUGACUCGAAGAAAUCGAGUUAA